GAUCCUUGGUUCGCAUUAGAUGCCAUGGGGCGGCUGCAGCACAUGGUGAACUUACAGGAAAGCUUGGGCGAAUCAGCGACCUGGGUGUCAUUUUUGGAGUCCAGGACGCCUUUGCAGCUUGGCGACGAGCUGCCAGCCGGUGUUUGCCAGCGCUUCUUCAUCACGGAUGGUUUGCACGAUCUUGUUUUCGGCAUUCCAGAGUGGCGCCACUACAAAUCUGAGUGGAUGGCUGGACGGAAAUCUGCUCCAUUGGGUACCAUGUCCCAUGCGGACUACAGCGUCUUGCUGCAAGCACGGCGGCAUUUCAUGAAGGCCAGGGAGCAGAUGUUGUUGAGGGACUACCACCCGAACUUGGCCGUGGAGCGAACAAAGCUGGCAAAGGAUCCAGCUGAGUUCUUCAAGACUGCAACGCCUCCUGUCGUCAAAGAGAUUGAAUCAGGGCUGUCCCUGGUCAAGAAGGUCGUGGAACAGCAGAAGGGCGCCGAAUUUGAAGACACCAUCCAAGGGGUGGACUACGCCACGCGGCGCCGGCAGCUGCUGACGUUGGAGCAGAUCCAAGCAUUGGCGACGACGCUGAAGGACAUGGCGAAGCAAUGCGCUGCAGGCUCAAAAGAGCUGCUGCGGGCAGCCUGAGUUUGGAGCUG
Cladocopium goreaui is the source of this 644-nucleotide messenger RNA. The record is from the annotation of a GenBank genome assembly. Lineage: Eukaryota; Dinophyceae; Suessiales; Symbiodiniaceae.